AUUUAUUUUAAAUUUUAUAUAUCAGGGUUUUGCUGAGCUCAGUCACGGUCUCUUUGUUGUUACUUCCCGUCGCCUAUUUUUGUUCAAUCUCCGUAGCAAAUAACAAUGAGUCGCUCAGGCCAGCCCCCGGAUCUAAAGAAGUACAUGGACAAGAAGCUUCAAAUUAAGAUGAAUGCUAAUCGCAUGGUGGUUGGCACCCUUCGUGGUUUUGAUCAGUUCAUGAACCUGGUGAUUGACAACACUGUGGAGGUGAAUGGUGAUGAGAGAAAUGAUAUUGGCAUGGUGGUUAUUAGAGGAAAUAGCGUGGUCACUGUUGAAGCACUUGAGCCAGUAAGCAGAGGACAGUAGCUUCAAAUUUGAAUUUGUAUGCAGUAAUUUGGAAGCACUUAUGAGGGUGGAACAUUCAAGGGAAAACAAGCAUUUACAAGUGUGGGGGACUAAGGUCUAUGGUGAUUUUCAUGAAAUGACUUGUGACAGUUUUUCUUGCUUAAAAUUGUAAUCUUAAUCAUCUUGCAUUAUGUAUUGUUGCCUAUUGUUAUCAGUCUUAGUUCAGGGCUGAAUUUAUUAAACAUUAAUCUGUCCCAAGUUGGCUUCCUUGUGUGUUUCAUAUGAUAUACUACCUCCGUCCCACUCUUCUAA
Daucus carota subsp. sativus is the source of this 639-nucleotide messenger RNA. Its product is annotated as probable small nuclear ribonucleoprotein G. The record is from RefSeq and is a predicted model, not a curated record. Lineage: Eukaryota; Viridiplantae; Streptophyta; Magnoliopsida; Apiales; Apiaceae. Gene Ontology annotation, molecular function: RNA binding. The transcript has 4 exons. Gene Ontology annotation, biological process: mRNA splicing, via spliceosome; spliceosomal snRNP assembly. Gene Ontology annotation, cellular component: U1 snRNP; SMN-Sm protein complex; U5 snRNP. The coding region runs from base 106 to 348 and encodes 80 amino acids.